Messenger RNA from Colletotrichum paranaense, 2808 nucleotides. Its product is annotated as phosphoribosylaminoimidazole-succinocarboxamide synthase. The coding region runs from base 1 to 2808 and encodes 935 amino acids. The record is from RefSeq and is a predicted model, not a curated record. The transcript has 2 exons. Lineage: Eukaryota; Fungi; Ascomycota; Sordariomycetes; Glomerellales; Glomerellaceae.
AUGUAUCCUGAUAACGCCCACCCCGACGACGCCUACGUGCAACAUCAACGCAGCCAAUAUCCUCCUCAAUAUUGGUCUGCCGAAACACCAUCACAACACUCAUCCACACCAAACACCCUUCGCCCUCACCACGCAAGGAGACAGCAUCAUGCACACGGCAUAGAACGAGAAGAAGAAGACUCCAGCCCCCAGGAAGCCCUUUCUCCGCCGCCGUCUUUCGUGCCCCACGCUCCCUCACCACCCUCUCAGCAGCAAAUUCACUCAAACCCUUACCACCCGGAGCAGAACAACUUCCCUGCCCCCGUCGUCAUCGGCAGCAUGUUCUCCUCCCAGAGCCAGGACCCUUACACCUCCCAGCCGGCCGUUCACUUCAACGAGGCCCAGCUCGCCGUCGACGACGUCACCAACCGCGCCCGCGCCAAGGGCUUCCGCGACGAGCUCACCAUCGCUGCCAACGGCUCCGUCACCCCGGGCGUCGACGACACCCCUUACCUCCGCUAUGCCUUGGAGGCUCUGACGAGGGAACACGGCCACAGCGGCGGCUUCUCCCCCUCUUCCAGCGUUCCCUCUCCGAACGAGAACACCGGCUACUACCGCGCUGCCGGAUACCUCCCGGACGACCUCCAGAGCCCCCUCAUCAGCGGCGACCCGGACUCCGGCUUCUCCCCCAUGGUCCCCGUCCCUACCCACACCCGGGACUCGGUCCGCCGCCAGUCCCGGCCGCAUUCCAACGCCGGCGCCGAGAGGCCUUCCAUGUCCCUCGGCACUCGCAUCAUCUCCAUGUCGCCGCCACACUCGGCAGACUCGAGAUAUCAGCACACCCAAGCCCAAACCCCGGCCGGCAUGAACCCCACCGAGACCACGCCAAAAUGGCUCCCUAUCAGUGAGAGGGAGAGCGUCUUCCCGGGCAUGACAAAGAUCGACACCAUUGACGAGGACCGCGCGAUAUACCCGCGCCUGAAUUUCGUCCCCGCGAUCCUGCGUCUCCCCUCCCUCAUCGCCCUCAUGACGCUCUGCCUCGCCAUGAUCGCCUGCCUCAUGGUCGCCGCCAUCUACUCACCAAUCCAACCCGGUCUCCUAACCUACGGCGAAACAAUCUACAGCGGCAAAUACUUCCUCUUCCGCAUCCUGCCCCAGCUCUUCGCCUCCCUCAUCUUCAUCUACGCCCAGUGCGUCGCAGCAGCGACCCUCCGCAUCCUCCCCUUCGCCGCCCUCUCCGACGACGAGCCCAUCCGCCGCCGCAACGCCCUCUUCCAAAACCUCUACGCCAAAACCUUCCUCUUCCCCCAGCUCGCCGGCCCCGCCCACGUCAAAAUCGCCCUCGCCAUCCUCUGGCUCUCCGCCUUUGCCAUCCCCCUCGCCAGCGCCUCCUUCACCGUCAUUCUCGUCGACGUCUGGUACUGGACCGCCGUCCAGGGCGUCGUCUGGACCCUCGUGGCCCUCUACAUCCUCAUCCUCGCCGCCAUCGUCAUCCUCCUCCUCUUCUGGCACAACCGCGUGACGGGUCUCAUGUGGGACCCGCGCUCCAUCGCAGACCUCUCCGUCAUGAUCGCCCGAAGCAACACCCGCGACGCCUACCGCGGCGCAGAGGUCGCCCCAACGAGCAAGAAGCUCCGCUCCAUGCUCCGCAACCGCAUCGUCGACCGCCUGGGCUACUGGAUGACGGACGACCACCAGGAGACCCCUUGGUACGGCCUCGGGACGGAACACUCCCAGGGCCACACCCCGUCCGACCUCCACUACGAUGUCAAGAACGAAUCCUCCUCCUCUUCCGCCAUCGCCGCCGACGACCACCACGACCGCCGCUCCGUAACAUCCACCCUCCUAGCAGGCCGCUCAGCCCACCGCUCCGGCCUCGUAGAAACCUACAAACUCCCCUGGUGCCUCCGCACCCCACAAGUCCUAUUCUACGUCGUCGCCUCCACGAUCCUCCUCACGGCCCUCUUCGUCGUCUCCUUCCUCCAUCGCACGUCUCUCGUCGCCGGCUUCCGCCCAGGCGUCCCCGCCGCGCCCCUCUCCGCGCCCUCCUCCUUCUCCGCCGCCAACUUCCUGUAUAGCUUCGUCCCCAGCUUCCUGGGCCUCGUCCUCCUCCUCGCCUUCCAGACCCUCGAGCAGCAAUUCCGUAUCCUCCAGCCCUGGGCCGACCUCAGCACCGCCACGGACGGCGCGCCGGCCUCCCGCUCCGUGCUCGCAGAUUACGCCGCUUGUCUGCCCUUGCAAUCCACCCUCCACGCCCUCCGCAACGGACACUACCGCGUCGCAGCCCUCUCCGCCCUCUCCCUCCUCCUCGCCUUCCUCCCCGCCCUCGCAGGAGGCCUCUUCAUGGCCCUCACCGCCACCCGCUCCCCCUCGGAAGCCGGAGGCGGCGGCGGCGUCCGCAUGUUCCCCAACAUCCCCGUCUUCGCCGUCAUCCUCGCCCUGCUAGUCCUCUACCUCGCCGCCCUCGUCUCCCUGCUCUUCGGCCGCAACAGCUACCGCCUCCCGCACGCCGUCACCUGCCCCGCAGAAAUCUUCUCCUUCCUCGCCAACGAGGACUGCGCCGCGGACCCGGCGUUCCAGGCCGCGCCCCGCUCGGCGGAGAAGCUGCGCGUGUACCUCGGUGCCGGACCGGGUAGCUCGGCGAGGGGCGCGUCUGCUGCGGCGGCGGGGAUGAGUCAGAGCGUUUGGGUGUUGGGGUACGUGGAGGCCGGGCGCGAUGUGAGGAGGCUCGGGGUGAGGCGGUUGAAGAGGUUUACGGGGGAUGGCGCCGGGGAGAAGGGGCCUUUUGUGAGGCCUUCUUCUGGGAGGUCUAUGAUGGGGAUGGUUUGA